AUGGCGGUGUUCGCCUUUCAACUCCAGAGACUCUGGACUCUGAUUACGCUGCUCAUCAUGCAGGCAGUCUUGGGAAAUCUGGUUCCAAACGUCACGGCCUCCUCGCUCCCUGGCUUGUCCUCCUACGUCGCGGGGCCGGGAUUCCCGACAUCGGCUUUCGGAUCAUACUAUGUCGCCCCAGCGCUGCCAACCCGGGAACCGCAGCCUGUCAUCUACGAUCCAGUGCUGGACAUCACGUUUCCCUACGAGCUGACAAACCCAGACAUCAUCCCCGAGAGCUCGGAUGAGGUGUUUUACCCCGUGCCAAAGGGAAACCUCAACUCGCAUCAGAAGCAUGCCUUGAUCGAGGAUGUCAAGACAAAUGUCUCUUCCAUCAUCAAGUCCGGGGUCUCGGAAACUCGCUGCUCAAAGUGCAAGAGGGCACUAGCAGCAGCCAAGCCGGCGGCCUUGUACGCCCCGCUUCUGGUGCCGGAUGCCUUGAUCAGCAUGUGCAAGACAUUCGGUUUCCGGUCUGAGGAAGCAUGCGAGGAGAAAUAUGCUCCACGGGCAUCUGGUGCUAUCUGGACGCAGGUCCUGGCUUAUGCUGAUCUCGAGGGUCUGGAUGGGCAGUAUAUCUGCCAUUUCCUGAAGAAUGACUUCUGCGAGCAGCCUCAGACUCAGGACUUGGAUACGUCCAAGUUGUUCCCUAAGCCUAAGCCAGCAUCUGUACAGGUGCCAAAGGCUAGUGGUGAGCGCGUCAAGGUCCUGCAUAUGUCGGACUUCCACCUUGAUGCGCGGUAUGCAGUCAGCGCGGAGGCCGAUUGUACGGGUGGAUUGUGCUGUCGUACGGACAAGCACCACAAUGGCUCAGAGGGUCAGGUUGUGCUUCCGGCCUCUGCUUAUGGGUCUUUCAGAUGCGACACUCCAUACGACCUGGGUCUGGCUGCUCUGCAGGCCGUGGGACCGUUGACCGGCACUGGGAAGGGCUGCAAACAAGAGUCUCUGGCCUGGACUCUCUACACUGGAGACCUGGUCUCCCACGAUCCCGAGUCCCAAAUGUCUCGUGAGUACGUGGAAUACACCGAGACGAGCGUUUUCCACAUGCUCAAGGAGUACCUCACCGGACCUGUCUUUGCGGCUUUGGGAAAUCAUGACUCCAGCCCGGAGAACAUUGAUGCCCCGCAUAGCCUUCCGGGACGUCUUGGGGAGCAAUUUUCUUGGAAUCAUCGGCAUCUGGCUGGCCUGUGGCAGCACGAGGGAUGGAUCAGCAACCAGACUGCGGAAGAAGCGCGGACGCAUUACGGCGGCUAUUCCAUCAAGACGCAUUUCGGGCUGCGUGUCAUUUCCUUCAACACGGACUUCUGGUAUAAAUCCAACAUCCUCAAUAUGAUCAACACGACCAACCCAGACAACUCGGGAAUCUUCUCCUGGAUGAUCGAGGAACUCCAGAAAGCCGAAGACACACACGAACGCGUCUGGCUCGUCGGCCACGUCCCCAGCGGCUGGGACGGCGGCAACCCAAUCCCAGAUCCCACCAACCUCUUCUACCAAAUCGUAGACCGCUACUCCCCACACGUCAUCGCAAACAUCUUCUUCGGCCACAACCACGAAGACCAAUUCAUGGUCUACUACGCCAACAACGGGACAAUCCAAAACGCAAACACCGCCCUAAUGACCGGCUGGAUCGGACCCAGCGUCACACCCCUGACAAAUAUGAACAGCGGCUUCCGCCUGUACGAGGUGGACACGGGAGACUUCAACGUCUACGAAGCAUACACUUUCUUCAGUAAUACCUCCGAAUACACGAGUCUCCGUGAUACCGGACCGACGUAUCGCUUCGAGUAUUCUACUCGUGAUACGUACGGUCCAGCUGCGGGGUGGGAUAAGGAUGCGCCGUUGAACGCGACGUUCUGGCAUCGUGUUACUGAGGCUAUGGAGAGGGAUAUUGGUCUUGUUACCCUCCAGACUCGCCUGCAGGGACGAUUGAGUGUUAAGAGUCCUGUUUGUGAUACGGUGGCUUGCCAGAAGGCGAAGAUUUGUUACAUGCGGAGUGGAAGCGUUGCUUUGGGUCGGCAGUGUCCUCAGGGCUAUGCUUCUGUCCAGAGCGCUUUCAAUCCGAAGUAG
Messenger RNA from Penicillium subrubescens, 2103 nucleotides. Its product is annotated as PPN1 endopolyphosphatase family protein. Bases 1 to 2103 code for a protein of 700 amino acids. The transcript has 4 exons. The record is from RefSeq and is a predicted model, not a curated record. Lineage: Eukaryota; Fungi; Ascomycota; Eurotiomycetes; Eurotiales; Aspergillaceae. Gene Ontology annotation, molecular function: hydrolase activity.